CAGUGUAUCGUGUAUGGUGCUGUGAUUUAAAUCGCUACCGUUGACAAUAUCAUUAACAGAGGAAAUAAUUUAAAACAUUCAUUAACGGUGCAAACAUGUGAAUUGUCUUUUAAAUUCGGUGUUAUUUUGAUGAACGAAAUUUGAAGUGCAGAUAAUAUAUCGAAUAUAUAAAUAUUUUUUUUAUUGAAGAAUUGUGUGUUUCAGUUUGAAAUAAUGGCUGAAAAUAUUUUAACUGUGAUGACCCCUCAGACCAGUGGCGUCGGAUUUUCGUCCAUUUUUAUUCUCAUCAUGUUUAUAAUACUGGUGAUAACGGCCAUUCAUCUUUUUUAUAAAUCUCAAGAAUCGUUUAAACUUGGCAUUCAAAUACCUGGUCCCGAACCCAUUCCAAUAUUAGGAAAUGCUUUAAUGGCUUUAGGAAAAUCACCAAAUGAAAUCGUGGAAGAAUGUUUGCGACUCGGUGAAAUUUACGGUCAUGUAGCUCGAGGUUUUCUUGGAUACAAUGUGGUGGUAUUCUUAACUGAUCCACGCGACGUAGAAUUGAUAUUGAACAGCAAUGUGCAUUUGACGAAAUCGAGUGAGUAUCGAUUUUUCAAGCCAUGGCUCGGAGAUGGUCUAUUGAUCAGCAGUGGUGAAAAAUGGCGUUCACAUCGUAAAUUGAUUGCGCCCACAUUUCAUCAACUUGUGCUAAAGAGUUUUGUCGGUGCAUUCAAUCGGAACAGUUGGCGUUUGGUGGAGAGAUUACAAUCAGAAUGUGGCCAUGAAUUUGAUGUACAUGAUUACAUGAGCGAAGUCACCGUCGAUAUUCUAUUAGAAACGGCAAUGGGUCACCCAAAAACGCAUGAUGAUCACGAGGGUUAUGAAUAUGCAAUGGCUGUCAUGAAAUUAUGCGAUAUCAUUCAUCGACGACACAGCACAUUUUAUUUGCGGCCGGAUAUAAUAUUCAAUUUGUUGGGCAUUAAAAAACAGCAUGAUACAUUGGUGAACACAAUUCAUAGUCUAACGACAAAAGUUUUAAAAAACAAAAGCGCACAAAUGAAAAAAUCAUUCGAAAGUGGCCAAAUGCAAAAGACAACUUACAGCGAUUUGAUGAAUCAAACAACGGAUUCAACGACAGUCAUUCGUGAUGAUACCGAAGAAGAUCCAUUGAUCGGUGAAAAAAAUCGUCUUGCAUUUUUGGAUUUAAUGCUAGAAUCAACGUAUUGCGGUGCAGAUAUAUCAGAAAUCGAAAUUAAAGAAGAAGUGGAUACCAUAAUGUUUGAAGGGCAUGAUACGACGGCGGCUGGCUCAAGUUUCGUUCUUUGUUUAAUGGCAUGCCAUCAAGAUAUUCAACAAAAGGUGUAUGAGGAACAAAAGCAAAUCUUUGGUGAUUCAAAACGCUCGGCCACAUUUGCCGAUACGCUUCAAAUGAAUUAUUUGGAGCGAGUGAUCAUGGAAACAUUGCGACUAUAUCCACCAGUGCCAGUCAUCGCUCGUGAGGUUAAAGAAAAUGUUAAAUUAGCAUCAAAACCUUAUACGAUUCCAGCUGGAUCCACCGUUGUGAUUGGAACUUUCAAAAUUCAUCGACGAAAAGAUAUUUACGAGAAUCCAGACAAAUUCAAUCCGGAUAAUUUCCUUCCAGAGCGAACACAAAAUCGAAAUUACUACGGAUUUAUUCCAUUUAGUGCUGGACCAAGAAGUUGUGUUGGCCGAAAGUAUGCCAUUCUCAAGCUCAAAAUUCUACUGUCAACAAUUUUGCGCAGUUUCAAAAUCUACUCGAGUUGCACGGAAGCCGACUUUAAGCUACAAGCUGACAUCAUUCUGAAGAGAACGGAUGGUUUUCGCAUUCGCGUCGAACCGCGAUGAGCACAUUCUUUUUCCUACAUUAUAUUUUUCGCUUACCAACAAUAUUAUUACUAGAUUUAGAUAGUGGUAUGGUUCGCAUUUAGCAUUAAAUAAAAAUGAUUUUGAUUGAAACAAUAAA
Messenger RNA from Contarinia nasturtii (swede midge), 1960 nucleotides. RefSeq names its product cytochrome P450 4g15-like. The coding region runs from base 214 to 1842 and encodes 542 amino acids. Gene Ontology annotation, molecular function: heme binding; monooxygenase activity; iron ion binding. The record is from RefSeq and is a predicted model, not a curated record. NCBI's taxonomy places the organism in Eukaryota, Metazoa, Arthropoda, Insecta, Diptera, Cecidomyiidae. The transcript has 5 exons.